CAAAUAUUUGCAAAUAUACUUGUAACAAAAACUGCAGACUUGCAGUGAUCAACAUAUAUUGCAAAUAGCAACUAGCAACUAGCAAUGCAAGCCCAAAAAAUAUUUGCAUUAAAAUUACAAGGGAGAACAAUGGAAGCUUUCUCCUCCCUUUUCUUUUUCUUCUUCUUCUUCCCCCUCAUUGCGACGUUUUCCACGGGUUCGGCGCAAAAGGAGCCCACAUUUGCGUGCGACGUCGACAAGGUUCCAGCGUAUAGGAAUUUCACUUUCUGCGACGGGUCGUUGGAUGUGAAGACAAGAGUGGAUGAUCUCCUCAAAAGGUUGAGUUUGCGGGAGAAGAUUUCGUUCCUGGUCACGGAGGCGAGCAGCGUGACCCGGCUCGGGAUCCCCAAAUACCAAUGGUGGUCCGAGGGGUUGCACGGGGUGGACCUGAUCAAGCUCCCCGGUUACACCAGUCUCGUCCCGGGUUCCACCAGCUUCCCCGCCCCCAUCCUCACUGCCGCGUCAUUCAAUGUGACCUUGUUUCACUCCAUUGCUAAGGCUGCUGCUCCGGUGUUCUCUGGCGAAGCUGUGCGCAGGUUACACGACUACAGCGGCGGACCCUCAACCCGGCGGUGGUGGCUCCUUAACCCGGCGGCGGCCGAUCCUCAACGCGGCCUGACUGCACGCGAACGGCGCCGAUUCUCCUCGAACCAGCGACGUCGACUGAGGACGGCGACGAUUCAGGAUCUGCUAUCGAUGGCGGCGGCGACUCCUCCAAGCGGCGGCGGCUCCUUCUGCCGCUACUCCUGUGUGCGACGGUCUAUAGCAAACCGCGGCAGAGAUCUGGGAGCUCGACGGCGGAAACACACAGCAGCGACGUCAGCGAUCUUCCUCGCCCCGGUUCAAGACCCAGCGGCGAACUCGACGGCGACUGGGAAGAGCGCAACUAGGGUUACAACAAACGGGCCGGGCCUACAAAUUAAGCCCAAGCCUCCACAAACCCAACACGAUGAUGGCGAUAAUAAUGGAAAGCUCAAAAUUGCCGGAUGUUGCAAGCACUACACUGCUUAUGAUCUGGAUAAUUGGAAUGGAAUCUCCCGAUAUACUUUCAAUGCUGUGCUUCCUCCUGAUAUGAUAUAUGAGGUGACUAAACAAGACAUGGAGGAUACAUUCCAGCCUCCCUUUGAGAGCUGCGUUCGGGACGCAAAGGCUGCAAGUGUGAUGUGCUCUUACAACCAAGUCAACGGGAAGCCAAUUUGUGGCGAUCCCGAUUUGUUAGCUGGAGUGGUCAGAGGAAAAUGGAACCUGAAUGGAUACAUUGUGACCGACUGUGAUUCGCUUUACAAGAUUUUCAACGAUCAGCACUACACAAAAACGCCAGAAGAGACUGUUGCUCUAGGCUUGAAAGCAGGGGUAGACAUCAAUUGUGAUUUUUUUUGGCUAACCACACUCAAGCUGCAAUCGACAAAGGACUUGCCUAAAGAUGUUUGUUCUCAGAACAAUCAGGACCUCGCCGAGGAAGCUGCAAGGCAGGGCAUAGUCUUGCUAAAAAAUUCUCCCGGUUCACUCCCUCUCCUUGCCACCUCAAUAAAAUCUUUAGGAGUGAUUGGACCAAAUGCCAAUGCAACUAAAUCCAUGUUGGGAGAUUAUGCAGGCAUCCCAUGUAGGUACACAUCUCCUUUACAAGGGUUAACCAGGUUUGUGCCAACUGUGUAUACUCCGGGAUGCAAAGACGUAUACUGUGAGACUCCAAGCAUUAACGAGGCCAAGAAAAUCACCUCAAGCGUGGACGCCGUUGUCUUGAUAAUGGGCUCUGACUUUUUGAUCGAGAAUGAAGGCCUCGAUAGGAUCAAUAUCACUCUUCCGGGGAAGCAGUCUACUUUAGUAUCAGAAGUUUCAAAGGUUUCAAAAGGACCUGUCAUCCUUGUCAUAUUGUCUGGAGGUGGAAUGGAUGUGUCCUUCGCCAUCGAUAAUCCAGCCAUAACCAGCAUCCUCUGGGCUGGGUUCCCAGGUGAAUCCGGUGGUAUUGCCAUUGCUGAAGUCAUUUUCGGGUCACAUAAUCCGAGUGGGAAGCUACCAGUGACAUGGUAUCCACAGUCCUACGUAGAGGGCGUGCCAAUGACGGAUAUGCGCAUGAGACCCGAUCCUAUGUCUAGGUAUCCCGGCAGGCCCGGCAGGACAUACAGGUUCUACAAAGGACCAACUGUCUUCGAUUUCGGACAUGGUCUAAGCUACACCAACUUCACACACACCAUUGUUUUCGGACCACCUGUAACCAUUCAUUUGUGCCCCAAAGAGAAUCACAGCUGCAAUGCCUUUGAGUGCGACCCCAUUGCGGUUCACGACUCUUCGUUCUAUUUGCACGUGAAGAUAAAGAAUGCCGGAGAACGAGUUUCCCUCAUCGAUACCAUUCGUAUCAUUGGCGCUUUCAUUAUGUCUUCGGAAGUUAUCACCUCUGCCGAUUUCUGGGAUUUCCAACAACAAAUUGAUCGACAACUUUUGGCUCAUACCACCACCAUGCAAACCCUAAAGCAUAUCAUGGAACAACUGCAGCAUAACUUUGGAGAAUUAUUUAGUCGUCUUGAGAAAACCCCAGCCGCGGGUUUCACGCUGCCGCGCACGGGAGGAGGCAGUGGGUCUGACCCGGUCCCUCUUAUGUCCAAAUUGAAGCUGGAGAUGCCCAAAACCGACGGCACGGAUCCUCUCGGAUGGCUCUUCAAGGCGCAUGAAUAUUUCGUCUUCUAUGGCGUCACGGAGGACGCACGCCUACCUGUCGUCUCCCUUAUGCUCGAAGGUCCAGCCUUGGAUUGGUUUCGUUGGCGUCAACGGAACGCUCUUGUGUCUUCGUGGUCGGAUUUUCUUUCCCAAUUCAAGCUCCGCUUCAACCCCUUAAGUUAUGUGGACUAUUUCGGGCUGCUUUCGAAGGUCCACCAAACCGGCUCCGUUCUAGAGUACCAACAGGCAUUCAAAAAAAUACUCGUCAACGUCACCAGGGUCGCCGAACCGAAUCUUCAGUCUCUCUUCCAUGCAGGUUUGAAAUCUCAUCUACAACAUGAAAUUAUGCUCCUCAAACCCAGUUCCUUGUCCGCUUCUUUUGCUCUUGCCCGGGAACUUGAAGUUAAAUACACGGCUUGGACGUCGGCUAUGCCACCACGGCGGGAGGGCUUCCGUGACCAGGCGGGCUAUAAGACCCAAACCCCUCCUCCCAACAUGCCUCUGUUGCCGUCACCAGUGGCGACUCUGCUUGUUCAUUCUGCCACCUUGCGCACAUGUUUGGCCAGAAAAUUCAAAAAUGACAGUGGAUUUUCAAAAGAAUAUUUCACGCAAGAGAACUCUUCUUAUGUACCAAUUCUAGAAGAAUUGGCACAAAACAAAAGGUUCCUGAACGCUGGGUUUCCAAAGCCGUGGGCCAUAAUCACGCCUAAAGACAAGUAUGAGGUGCAAGCCAUAAUACUUUGCGCAAAGCGUCAUGGAAUCCAAAUUCGAAUUCGGAGCGGAGGGCACGUUUAUGAAGGGGACAACAACGGAACUGCUGUGUCGAACUCAUUCAAGGGUCUCUGCCUGGGGAGAGGUGACAAGGUGUUUGCAAUCAUACAAGAGGAGUUCCCGGAGCUGGAGCUGGAGAGGAAGAACUCUAUCGAAAUGAGUUGGAUUGAAUUGGUGGUGCACUUUGCGGGAUUCCCCAUCGGGACACCUCUUGAUCACGCCUUGCUCACAAGCGUUAUUACAGACAGUAGUACUCCAUAUGCAUUAUGCAUCUCAAGCUAAGAAGCAACAUGCGGUACACUAUAUAUAAAACCACCUACUCCACAUAUAGAUACCAUACUUACUCUGAAAUCCCGCUCUCACAAUCUGGAAGCAGUUCCUCACUCUUCGGUCUUUCCAUAACCAUUUCUUUCCAAAUCCCCAAGGGAAGCAUACAUAAACUAGAGGGAUUUAC
Messenger RNA from Cuscuta campestris, 3919 nucleotides. Lineage: Eukaryota; Viridiplantae; Streptophyta; Magnoliopsida; Solanales; Convolvulaceae. The record is from the annotation of a GenBank genome assembly.